Mustela erminea (ermine) is the source of this 341-nucleotide messenger RNA. RefSeq names its product keratin-associated protein 21-1-like. NCBI's taxonomy places the organism in Eukaryota, Metazoa, Chordata, Mammalia, Carnivora, Mustelidae. The coding region runs from base 26 to 253 and encodes 75 amino acids. The record is from RefSeq and is a predicted model, not a curated record. The transcript has a single exon.
AUCUGAAUCCUCCUCUCCUGCCAACAUGUGUUGUAACUACGGGAACUCCUGUGGCUAUGGCUGCGGAUGCGGCUAUGGCUGUGGCUAUGGCUCGGGCUGUGGCUACGGCUAUGGCUCAGGAUGUGGCUGUGGCUAUGGCUCAGGAUGGGGCUGUGGAAAAGGCUCCUGCUGUGGCUGUGGAUAUGGCUCUGGCUCUGGCUGCUGUGGCUACCGGCCACUUUGCUACAGAAGAUGUUAUUCUUCUUGCUGCUAGACCAUCGCUCUCCAAACCCCAUUUGCUUCUGAAAUGACACCACCAAAGCGACAGCUGAAGCAAGAAUCCAUACCUCAAGAAUUCUACG